GCAGGGGGGACCAGUCUACGGAAGGUCACGGACAUUUUUGGGACAAUAAACAAGAAGAAGAAGGAAUGUCGAAGAAGGAAGAAUGUAUUUUGUUUUCUUCGUAUUUGUUUAUGAUUAAUAUGACAGCUGACUUGAUUAAUUGAAAGGUUUGGAGGUUAUGUAAAAAUGAAGCCUAAAGUUUUGCUGCAAAUUCUUUGUCUAGUUGCUGCAACUGUCUCUGGGGUGUAUGUACCAAGUACUGGUACAGAGAAAGCUGAUUUGAAACUUGAGGUCUCCUGUCCACAAAACUGCCAAUGUUCACACUCGCUUAAUAUGACUGUACACUGUCACUUCAGUUAUGCAGAUUAUAAUCUGAAAGAUUUGUUCCCAUGGCAACUGACAAGGCUUCGUAUCCAUGGUGAAAGUUCUGUAUGGAGUGUGGCAAGUUCAAAACUGUCAGUAAAAGAAGUUGUGUUUGGCGGAAUGCUUCAAAAGGACAAAGAGAUUUUUGUCCAAAAGUUGGUUGGAUUAACCCGCCUGGAGAUUAGUUACGUCCCAAUUAAUCAGCUUUCUGAUACAGACUUCAGUGAGUUUGGAAUGCUUGAGUGGAUUGUUUUAACCAAUAACAAUAUUUCUUACGUUGCGCCCAAAGCUUUCGAAAACUUGCCAGAUCUUGAAGUUUUGAAUCUCAGCAAUAACCAGAUUGCAACCCUUCCAGAUAAUGCUUUUAAGAAUUUAGUAAAAUUAAAGAAGCUCCAACUAAGAAGCAAUAAUCUGGAUGUGUUGAGGGAAAAUGUUUUCGCUGGUUUGUCAAAUAUUGAAUUGCUGGACUUGCGGAAUAACCAUAUUGCAUAUUUGGAAACAUUUUUACAAGGUUUUGAUAGUCUUGUUACGCUGGACUUGAGGGGGAAUGAAAUUUCUUAUGUGUCAGAAGACGUGGUUUCUAAAUUGCUCAAUUUCGAAAAAGUUUUUCUCUCGAAAAAUCCUCUAUGGUGUUCUUGCUCACUAAAGACUCUGAUUGAAGCUUACCGUCUUGGUAAGACAAUGUUUGAUGAUUCAUUGGAAUGUUCCGCACCAAAACAUCUUGCGCAUACGAAGUUUGGGGAUCUGGAUCUAGACAAACUUCCUUGUAAUGCGGCUAAUGUUGCUUCGCUUACACUUUCAUCUGACACCCUGUACCAGGGAUCUCUAGUGUUGGACUGUCAAGCCUCUGGCGAAUUCCCGAUGGCCAUUUACUGGGUUACACCAUGGGGUGAAAGUUUCACAAAUAUUAGAUCCAAAUUAACAUUUCUUGAAGACUUUGAUGAUAUGAAGAAUGAUGAAACAUUUUAUGCAAUGAAUUUGUUCGUGACUUCAAGAGUUUAUGUGUCGAAAAAUGGGUCCUUACAUAUUGAAAAAUACAGAGGCCAUUUUUCAGGUGAUUUCACAUGUGUGGCAGUAAAUCUUAUAGGACAGUCCAACCAAACUGUUUCUGUUGGCAUCGAGACCAAAUUGCCAUUUUUAUACAUUACAAGUCUAAUUGUUGGUGCUUGCUCAGGAGGAUCACUGCUUGUCAUUGCCAUUAUUCUCGGAAUGAUCCGCAUGUUUGUGAACAAGUGUCUGCAUGCUGAUACGUGUAACUGCUGUUGCUGUCGCUGUGAUGACGUGGAGAUAAUUGAUGAGAAAAUCAAGCCAGAAGAUCUGCAUAUGGAAAUUGAGGUCAAGACGACUAGCAGUGAUUGUACGCAUGAUUCUCUGGACUAUGAUCCAAGUCUGCCUCCGCCUGACCCGCCUGUCAACUCACCACAGCUUAGACUGUCUCCUGAAAAAUGUUCCACUCCAGACAAUGAGGAAACUGAGGACCAAACAAAGGUGAUGCCUCCUAUCUGGGAUCAAUUGGAUGAAGUAAGAUCAAGGUUACGCUGUGGAGCGGAACGAAAAAUGGAGAAUAUCCGUUCUCAUGUGCGCUCAAUUACAGAUACAGGUUCCCUCAAGAUCAGGAACAUUAAGGAUGCUGGCAGUAUAAAGAUACAGUCCAUUAAGGAGACUGGUUCCCAGGCUGCUUCAAAGGUGAAGAAAAAUGUUGCCAGUGGAAUGGUACAGGUGAAGUAUGGAGUGCAGUCUAUCAAGGAGUUUUGUGGAACAGGAGACAUGGGGCCAGGCACUAUUUCUAUGGUGUCUGUUUCUACAGACGUUGAUACAAAGGAACGAGUACAGAUGGUCAGAUCUCAUACGUUUGUAUGACAGAAGACUUGCACUUGAUGAGAUUUGAUGAGAUUAGAUGUAAUGGUACAAUGGUCAUUUGUUUUAAUAGCCAACUUGCAGUUUGACCCUUAACUUUUUCAUAAUUUGUAUUAACAGUCCUCUGUUUCCAUCUUCUUUUCAAAGUAUCACUAGUGUUUCUACUUUUGAUAUUGAUUUGCCUUUAAGUGAUAAAAUGCUCUGUUUUUCUCUUGCAAUUGUUUGAGAUUUCAGUGAGGAAUCGGAAGGUGCAAAUGCAUAAUUGAAAUACAGUCACACUUCGAUCACUCUAAAUCGGAUAAUUCGAAUGCCACCUUUUGCUGGAACUCAUUGUCAGAUCCAAUCAGAACCCCUAUAUAAUGUAUAAUUUCCGAUGACUCAAACUACCGAUUAUUUGAACAAAUUUUGCAGGUCCUGUCAUGUUCGAGCGAAAAAAGUUUGACUGUAUAGUUAUUCUUUAGUAAAACUUUAAAAAUGUCUUCAGCAAUUUGUACUCUCAAAUUAUUAAACAGAGUGGGACAUGUUGCCUUUCCUCUAUUUUUCAUUUUCAGAAAGCCCUUAUUUUUCUACAUUUUUGAAAGUGUCUUACCCUUUCUAGAGUGGGUAGUUAAAAGCCUGAAAUAUUUGUUUAAAGUAUGAUUUUUUGCUUGACCAUUUGAAGAAUAGCUAGAGCUAUUGCACUCACCAGUUCGACCUCGUACAAAUUUGCUAAAGUUUAUAUGCAAGAUGGUUUAGUGAGUAACCAUUAGUUAGAGAUGGUACCUAAAGAAUUCAAAUUCAUCUUUACAUAUCUUUUACAGAGUGAAAUGAUAGCUAAGAGCGCCAAUUUACUAAACAUAUUUAAGGUUUUCCUCCUCUCCAUGUAAAAAUAGAAAUAUUUCAUAUUUAAAAAAAUGGCUUUCUCAAAAUAUCUGAAGCAAAAUAGACAACUCUUGUAUUGACCGUUUUUCAAUGGUUUUAGGACAUCCCCAAUUAUAGUCUGUAUUAAAAGUCUCCACAUCUACAUAGAUUCAAUAGAAUAUAGUGUAAGUUUAGUCUACUUUCAACACUUUGAAAGAGCCUAUACUGAACUUUCUUCUGUCUUUUAAUAAAGUCAAAAUCCAAGACUAGCCAAGAGUCUAAAACUAAUGAAAAAAAUCUGAGUGAAAGAGAAUGACAUGCUCUUUAUUAUAAGCUUACCAAAACCAUACCAAAAAUGUACCUGAAAGAAGAUAUUAAAGAUUUUAUAAUGUAAACAAACCCCUACACCAUUUUGAUAUCAAUAUUUUUCAUUCAUGAAAGCACUCAAUUCAGGUGAUAAUUGUUGAUAUAUUAUAAAUAAGAGGCCCUGAUGAAAUCUUUUUUUCAGGUUGUGUAAGCAGUUUAACUUGUAAAUUAAUGUUGAUAUCUGAAGUUACCCACUUACCUUGUUUACAAGAAUAAAUAAACACCUUGUAGUUUUUAAGGGUAGUUGAACAGUAACGAAAAUCAUCAAAUUAAUCUCCAUAAUAUUAUGCUUUUUCAGCAUUUAUUCGAUUUUCAUGGAAAACAAUAAUCGUGAGAGUUCCAUCCAGAAAAUGUUGAAUUGCUAAAAAUACAUUACAGAGUCAUUACCUAUCAGUUACCUUAAAAUGUUGUACUUACAACAACUACCAUAAAAUGUUGUGAUUUCAUUUGAUGAUAAUGACUUUUUGUGUUACAUUAUUUGCAGCAAAGUACUCCUGAUAAGUAUGAGAAAAUUCUUCAAAAUGACUAAAAGUUUUAAAACAUAAGAAAAAAUUCAAAAACGAUGAUUGAAAUGACAAAUAUAACCAGUCUGGCUACGUUGUUACACAAACGUGAUACCAAUAUAACUUUUUUUGUAAUUUUUCAUUGUUGGAUAUAUACAUUUUAUGUUUUUAAAAUUUAGUAUGUAAAUUUUGAGUAAGCCAAUGUAUCAUCAUUGGGAACAAUAAAUAACUUUGGCUUAAAGAUCAAAUCUUAAUAACGUUGCUUAAUGUCGUAAAAUUUCUUUAAUGGAAUUUAUGCAUUAUUUUACUUUAUUUUUAUGCACUGCCAAACUUUCUAUCAGGGCCUUACUACAACUUAUAAAAUAACUGUCAGUGUAAGCCAUGAGAAAAGUGUGCAUAUUGUAUAUUGAAUACGGUGAGAUUUAAACAAAUGUAGGUCAUAUUUUGUCUGCCUGAUCAGUUGUUGUUAAAAGGACCUAUUUGAUUUUUCUUUCACUUUUGACCAAUGUUUUAUGUUGGCUUCAGAUUAUUGGUCAGUUCAGAGUUGUUCCCCUUAGAUUUUCUUGGGUAGGUACCAUCUCUACAUUAGUUGGAAUGGAAUGUGAUAAUCUGAUAUCCAGUACACACAUUAAAUUCUGAAAGUUAUGUCACUUUUUUAUGCCCCCGGCAUCUACUGAUGCGGGAGGCAUAUAGUGAUUGGCCUUUCCGUCCGUUCGUUCGUCCGUCUGUACGAGGUUAACCAAAUGGGACCGUUUUGUCUAGCAUCAUUACCCCUUACUGGAAUGACUUGAUACUAAUGCAGAUGUAACCUGUGACCAUUCCUCAUCUUUAGACAUCACCUGACCUCUGUUUGAUCUUGACCUUGAUCCCAUUUUGGACUUAGGAUGCUUAUAUGGGCCAUCUCUUGGUUAACCAAAUGGGACCGUUUCGUCUAGCAUCAGUACCGCUUACAAGAAUGAAUUGAUACCUCGUUUUGGACUUAGGUUGCUUUGUAUCAACAAGAAUGCUACCGGGGGCAUCAAGCGUUUAUUGAACGCAGCUCCUUGUUAUGCUCCCGGAAAAAGUAUGCCUUGCUCUUCCAUCCAACCUUGUCUGUCCGCCGGUCCUGAAAUCUUUAUGUGGAUAAAUCAUACAGUUUUCAAGGGAUUUGGCUCAAGCUUACAGAAAUGUAGCAUUUUUCAACUUGGCUAUUUUUAUGACCCCGGCAUCUACUGAUGCGGGAGGCAUAUGGUGAUUGUCCUGUCUGUUCGUCUGUCCAUCCGUACGAGGUUAACCAAAUGGGACCGUUCCGUCUAGCAUCAAUACCCCUUACUAGAAUGACUUGAUACUAAUGCAGAUGUAACCUGUGACCAUUCCUCAUUUUCAGACAUCACGUUACCUCAGUUUGACCUUGACCUCAUUUUGGACUUAGGUUGCUUUAUAUGUGCCAUUUCUUGGUUAACCAAAUGGGACCGUUUCGUCUAGCAUCAAUACCGCUUAAAAGAAUGAAUUGAGACUAAUAGAGAUGUAACCUGUGACCAUUCCUCAUCUUCAGACAUCACCUGACCUCAGUUUGACCUUGACCUCAUUUUGAACAUAGGUUGCUUUAUAUGUGCCAUCUCUUGGUUAACCAAUUGGGACCGUUUCGUCUAGCAUCAGUACCGCUUAAAAGAAUGAAUUGAGACUAAUAGAGAUGUAACCUGUGACCAUUCCUCAUCUUCAGACAUCACCUGACCUCAGUUUGACCUUGAACUCAUUUUGGACAUAGGUUGCUUUAUAUGUGCCAUCACUUGGUUAACCAAAUGGGACAGUUUCGUCUAGCAUCAAUACCGCUAACAAAAAUGAAUUGAUACUAAUACAGAUGUAACCUGUGACCAUUCCUCAUCUUCAAACAUCACCUGACCUCAGUUUGACCUUGACCUCGUUUUGGACUUGGGUUACUUUGUAUCAUCAAGGAUGCCACCGGGGGCAUCAAGCGUUUAUUGAACGCAGCUCCUUGUUGGUUAUGUUUUUAUCUGAGCAAUCACUAGUCGGAAUGGAUUAUAAGUUUUCAUUCUUGUUCACCAUGAUGAUUUGACAAAAAAAAGCUCUGGUUUGAUAAGCGUUUUUUACAAAGUCAUGUCUUUUUUUUUUCAUACUUUGUAAUUUUUUGUGUGUAAUCUCAUUCAGCAUCUUGAGAAAGGAACGUUCUUUGACUCGGAAUUUGUUCCUUUUGUACUUGAUUAUGUCAGUGUGUUCAUUUCUUUAAUAAUAAUUUUUAGUGACAAGGCUUUUGAAUAGUCGAGGGAUGCAGUCCUCGGACAGCUCAUGUUUUCAUAUUGAGCAGUGUUACAUUCCAGCUUUCUGUGAUAUUAAGCAAUAAAAGCUGUUGUAAAAAUGUUUUGGAGGAUGAAUAAGUCUCAUUAAAGGUGCAUGUCUGCAGCUGAACGUCAUCAUUUCAAUUUGUAGCUCGGCUGUAGAAUAAGGAGUGGAGAGCUGAUGUAUUCGCCCUGGCAUCAGGGUAUUCUUGCUUAUAAGUUAAAGUUUAAUGGCAAGUUUCUCAAUUUCACACAUUUUUUUUGCUUAACUUCUUAUUAAGGGCUGUACAAAGUGAACUGGAGUUAAUAUUCAGUGAUGACAAGAGUAUACCAGUGUGUGAUAAUCUCACAUCGGUCACAGACUACUUUGUUAACCUAAUCUAUUACUCAGCUGGUGCACAAUUUUUGCCAUAAAACAUGAAAAUAAAUUUACCUUACCCAUUAAUGUGUAUGUUAGGAAAUCCCAAUCCUUUGUAAUGUGUCCAAAAACUCGGUAGAACCUGGCUUUUGUAUAUAUCUUAACCUCGGUUGGGAUUUUUUCAUCCACAACUCAUGGUAGUUGUAGAUUCUUUUUAGCUCAACUAUUCAUAGAAUAGUAGAGCUAUUGGACUCGCCCGUGCGUCGGCGUCCGCGUCCCGAUUUGGUUAAGUUUUUGUAUGUAAGCUGGUAUCUCAGCAACCACUUGUGAGAAUGGAUUGACACUUCACACAUUUAUUCACUGUGAUAAACUGACUUACAUUGCACAGGUUCCAUAACUCUGUUUUGCUUUUUUACAAAAUUAUGCCCCUUUUUUGACUUAGAAAUUUUUGGUUAAGGAUUUGUAUGUAAACUGGUAUCUCAGUAACCACUUGUGGGAAUGGAUUGAAACUUCACACACUUAUUCACUGUGUUAAAGUGACUGACAUUGCACAGGUUCCAUAACUCUGUUUUGCUUUUUUACAAAAUUAUGCCCCUUUUUCGACUUAGAAUUUUUUGGUUAAGGUUUUGUAUGUAAGCUGGUAUCUCAGUAUCCAUUAAUGGGAAAGGAUUGAAACUUCACACACUUGUUCACUGUCAUGAUAUGACGUGCAGUGCAAAGGGUCAAUAACUCAACUUUGCAUUUUACAAAAUUAUGCCCCUUUUUAAACUUAGGAGUUUUGGGUUAAAUUCUUAUAUGUAAGCUGGUAUCUCAGUACCCUCUAAUGGGAAUGGAUUGAAACUUCACACACUUGUCCACUGUCAUGAGCUGAUAAACACUAUGCAGGUUCCAUAACCCUAUUUUGCUUUUUUUUGAAUUAUGCCCCUUUUUCGACUUUCGUAUUCAUUCAAUCGACAAGGCUGUUGAAUAGUGGAGUGUUGCUGUCCUCCGACAGCUUUUGUUAUAUUUACUUGUACUAAAACUUUUUGAAAGAAUUUGAAAUCAACUUGAACAUAAUUUUACAUGUACAUGUUAGUGGGACCAGACAGUUUACUUUCAGGUAAUGAUUAACUGCAGUGUUAUGAAGUAAGGUAGAUCAUUGGUAAUUGUAAUAAACUCGAAAAAAAUAAGAAAGUAUAUGAAUGCUAAUUUAACAUAUAUUUUUUGUUAAUCUGAGUUGAGAGAGAGAGAGGUAGGUAGGUACAAUGUAUUGAAGUAGGUGACUUCUUAAACACACAACUGUAUACAAAAGUUAUAGAUGGACACUUUUAUGUAAUAAUAACUUUAAUCUGUACUAUCAUCGUUAUUGAUUUGAACAAACAUAAUUAUUGUUUCAAAUUCACUGUUUUAAUGUUGCAUUUUUAUUUCAUUGUGGGUGACUUAACUUAAAAUAUAUUGCUAAAUUUCAUGUAACAUAUAUUCCAGAAUAUAAUUAAACAUGUAUAUAUAUUGUGUGAAAUUUCCAUUUAUUAUAAAAGUUUUGUAUCACAAGUGAUUAUUUUUUCAUUCAUUUUUCUGUAUUUUGAUAUUCUUAUGAUGGAAAGGAAAGUACAUGUUGAAAAGUGAUACAGAAAGGGCAAGAAUAAAAACAAGACCACAAAAAAAUAGGUAAUGCAAUUCAAUCUUCAGUCAUUGACAAGUGAAAGGAUACAAAAUUGAUUAUCAGUUUUUAUUGUACAUGAGAAAAUGUACAUUGUCCAGACAAUCCUGUAUAGUCAGAUUACUUUUCUAUGAAAAGAUUUGAAACUAACAAAGGAUGGUUAUACUUAUGAACUGCACAGCUUACUGUUAUAGAAUCAGUAACUGUGGUCAAAGAAGUAUAAAAUAUACAGAAUGGCAACUGGCUGUAAUCUCGCGUGAGCUCGUGUCAGAGCGUGAUUCGGCGUUAUCUUACUAAAAACAAACAUCGGCGAGCAUGGAGUUACAAUUUGUACCUUUAAAACUACAUUUAAAAUACAUGUUAGCUUCUAAAACAAAAUUAGUUUAAUGCGAAAUGGUCUUAAGACAGGAAGUACACGUUUUUUUUGCCAUCGAAAGAAGCGUGGUCAUACGGUGAUAAUUAUUUUACCGAUGAAUAAUUGCUUUCGCAUACAAAAUGGCGCGUGGAGAAAGCGCCACUUUCGGUAAACGAGAUCUCGUUUUUUUGUCACGGGAGGUUGGCGAGAUUUGCUCUAUAUGCCUGUCAAGUUGCCAAUCUAUUUAUUUUUAUAGCUCUUUGCUGUGGUUUAUUUAUGUACUAGUGUACAGUUAUAGUACAGUCACUGUGUGACAAGAAUGCUAUUUUAUAUUGCUCUGGUAUCAUGCAUAUCUUGUGCUCACAUUUGUGUCAUCUGAGUGUGCUAUUCUUAGAUACUGAUUUUUUAUUUCUGAAUUUGUAUAGAUAAGUUGCAGAUGAAAAUGAAAUUCAUCAUGAAAUAGUUAUGUAUUAAAAAAGUAAAAUUUGUACAAGAGCUUUGACUGUGAUACUAGUUCAAAUUGCAAAUUAAAAUUGUUAUAAUGGUCAGGUAUUGACUUUGUACGUUUAUUUUACUGACAGUUGAGAAACUAGUCUGAUUAACUUGAUUGGAAUAUUUAUCAGUUAUUGUGACACUCAGUUUAGAAACCAGUCUUAUUAACUUGAUUAUAAUUUAUUAUCAACUGUGACUGUCAGUCUGAUUUACUGGAUUGGAAUUUGUGACUGUCAGUUUAGAGAAACCAGUCUGAUUUACUGCAGUUGUGACUGUCAGUUUACAAACCAGUCUGAUUUACUGGAUUGAAAUUUGUGACUGUCAGUUUAGAGAAACCAGUUUGAUUUACCAUAGUUGUGAUUGUCAGUUUAGAAACCUGACUGAUUUACUGCAACUGUGACUGUCAGUUUAGAAACCAUUCUGAUUUACUGGAUUGGCAUUUAUUAUCAAUUGUGAUAUCAAGGCUUUUUUUAUUGAGAAGUGCCUGCACAGCAGAUAUGUUUGUUUUUGCGCUUGAAAUAUUACAAUGAUAAGAUGUUAACAGAAUACUUAGUAUGAAAAUAUGUGCCUUAAACGGUUUAGAAUAUAAUGUAUCAUUACUGAGAUAGUAAUACUAUAUGAUAUACAAAUUGUUUAGAUAUGCUUACAUUCAAACAAGCUACCUCCAAGUAAUUCCAAGAUUAAUUUUGUUGAUUUCAGCAGUUUUAUCAAACACGCAAGAGUUGUCCAUACUUCGGUGAGCCCUUGUUUUUCUUCGUAAUGCGUAUUUCAGCAUGUUCAGUAUUACUAAUGACUGAAUUAGACAACCACAUAUUUAUAAAACUAGAGGUUUCUGGGUCUUUUUAAUAUCUGAAACAAACAUAUAAGUGAUAAUUUUCAUUAUCAUGAAUAAUUUCCUACAUGGUGAUCAUAGUUUUUAUUCAAAAUUUGAUGAAAAGUUAUUUUCCAUUUUUAGUGCUAAGUAUAAAUUCAUUAAUAGUUGUAAAAUCUUCAGAAAUAUAUCUAGAGGAUAUUUGUUUUAGUGUAAGAUCGUAAUAUAUUUCACCAAGUGAACACUAUAAUGCAAUAUUUCAUGCGCCACUUGUGAAAAUGUAAAUUAUGGAGUUCACGAGUGAAAUAUAUAUCGAUCUUACACUGAAACAGACAAAUUUUCCAUUUAUUUUAUGUAUAAUAUCUAAUGGUUUUAACAAAAGUAUAUCAAGUUUGUCAACACAACGUCACAUGCAUCGCAUCAUGACGUCAUAAUAUCGUGACUUCAGGAUAUCUUUGUAGAAAAACUAUAAAUAGUUCUGUUAGGUUUCCUGAUUUCUUUUACAUUUUAUUAUGAUAGAAUGUAUGUAUUUACGAUCCUGUCAGUAUUUCUAUACAUUUAUAUCUUUACUGAAAUAUAUUUUGCAAGGAAUUUUCUAUUAUUUAUAAUUCAUAUUUUUUUGCAUUCAAAUGUAGUUCCGUACGAGUGAAAAAUAAAAAUGAUAUUUUCACUGUUUGAAACAGUGAAAAUAUCAAUUUUAUUUCACUGAUAAUUUUCAGUAUUUCAGUGAAGAGCAUGAAAUAAAAGAUUAUAUUAAUAACAUCCAGUGUUUAUGCAUGUAAACGCCUUGCCUUGUAAUGUUUUAAUGCCAACGUUUGCAUUACUCAACAGGGUUUUAAACUUUACAUAUGCUUAAACACUGGGAGAAAUAAUUUAGUGCUUUAGUAUGUUGAAUAAAGACCAAUUAGUAGUACCAUUCUUAUUUGAUCUUACGGAGCAUUACGAGAACUAAUAUUAUAUGAAAAACAUUUCUUGGUACAAAUUGAAUGACUUUUGUAAACUUUAAGUUUCAAUCAUUUUAUCUAGUAAAUAUUGACAUGUUGUAUGGAGUUUUAUGACAUUUAUAAUUAUAUCUUUAUGAAAAGAAACCAAUCAGCAGUAAGUUACCAGUCGUUCUGUUUUGGUGUGGUAUUAACACUGCAUAGCUAUAGCAUUUUACAUCAUUUUCAUUUAUAAACAGUAUCACUUGAUACUGUCAGAUAUACUUGUAUUGCACUUUACAGAAGUUGAAAAUUAAACUGUUUGGAUCUUUACCAGGUUGAAAAUGACAUUAUUUCCCGUUUGUUUGAAGUCGCUCACAAUUCAAGUUUGUCCUGGCAUGCAGUGUAAGCUGAUUUAUUUGUGUAUUCCUACAUCUCUUUUGCUGAAAAUCUGCUGAAUUUUGUGUGGAAUCUUUGCGUAGUGUUUGGGAGUGAUAAACUUAUUAUAUUUUGUUGAUUUUUCAUAUGCAGAAAAGUUUUAUUGUAUUAAAUAUCUGAUUGUACUGAAUGAAAUUGAAUAUACAUUUGUACAUGUUAUAUAUAAAGUAUUGUGUGAUAUGAUAAUAAGUGUAAAACUAGACUUUGAAAUACAGAAUUUUCAGUCCUCCACCUCUGAUUCACGUGGGGAAGUUGGCAGCUACUUGCGGAGAACAGGUUUGUACUGGUACAGAAUCCAGAAACACUGUUUAGGUUAACUGCUUGCCGUUACAUGACUGAAAUAUUGUUAAAAAUGGUGUUAAACCCAAAACAAACAAAACAUAAAAGCAGAGUUUUAAGUUUCUUCAGUUAAAUGACUAGUCUUUACAAAAGUUUGUUUGAAUAUAGUUACCAUAGUAACAUACAUCUCUGCAAAGUUUAAACAGUAUAACUAAUGCAUUUUGUUUUAAGUUAGAGCAACUUAAAUUAUCGGUAAUUUAAAAUCCAAGUCUUAAUUUUAGACCAAGAACGUUGAUAAAUGUGGAAGAGACAGGAAAUACUUUAUGAGUUACCAAUUCAGUUGUCUGUAGAUUGAUUUUCUGAUGAUGUAUAUGUUAGAUAUAGAUUGUUCCUCAUUCAUCACUUUGUUUUAUGAUGAAGGUGUCGGUUACUUGUUGAGGAUGAAGUAGUAGUGGCUCCAAAGAUUUUGAUUGAGUUUGGGGGACAUAAAAAUGCAUUUGACAGUUUGUCAGUUUCAGGAAAGAGCAGUAUUGUUCUGUGGUCAGGAAAUUUAGCAUAAUCUGCUCCUCGAGGGUUCAACGCAAUAAGGGCGUAUCUACAUAUGAUUAUUAUAUGUAGAUACGCCCUUAUUGCGUUGAACCCUCGUCCAGUGUCCUAUUAGAGACGUAGAUUUAGUUUAAUUUGUAGGCUUGCAUUUUAAGAUCACUAUUUUAUUUAUGUAAAGGAUAAUACCUCUGUUUCACAACAUAAUAGGAGUAAAGAAAAUUGCCUUCAGUGUGCAAACCACCCGUUGAAUAUAAUUAUGUAAGGAAAUGGUGUCCAUGUAUAUCUAUAUGUUUCUAUUAUUCAAUUAAAUUGAAUAGAACUUU
Mercenaria mercenaria is the source of this 12345-nucleotide messenger RNA. Its product is annotated as leucine-rich repeat neuronal protein 3-like. Bases 166 to 2202 code for a protein of 678 amino acids. Gene Ontology annotation, molecular function: protein binding. The record is from RefSeq and is a predicted model, not a curated record. NCBI's taxonomy places the organism in Eukaryota, Metazoa, Mollusca, Bivalvia, Venerida, Veneridae. The transcript is spliced from 5 exons.